This is a messenger RNA of Gossypium raimondii (Peruvian cotton), 2533 nucleotides long. Its product is annotated as pyrophosphate-energized vacuolar membrane proton pump. The record is from RefSeq and is a predicted model, not a curated record. NCBI's taxonomy places the organism in Eukaryota, Viridiplantae, Streptophyta, Magnoliopsida, Malvales, Malvaceae. Gene Ontology annotation, biological process: proton transmembrane transport. Gene Ontology annotation, molecular function: inorganic diphosphate phosphatase activity; diphosphate hydrolysis-driven proton transmembrane transporter activity. The transcript is spliced from 8 exons. Bases 109 to 2391 code for a protein of 760 amino acids. Gene Ontology annotation, cellular component: membrane.
ACCACUUUUUUCCAUUGAGUUCAAAUUUCCAAACACUAGUUUUCUUUUACUGCAUUUUGCUAAGACAAGCCGAGAAACAAAGUGAAAUAUUGCUGAGAGUUUGUGGAGAUGAGUGCCUUGAGUGAGGGUCUUACCCAAAUUGUGAUACCUUUAGCUUCCUUGGUGGGCAUUGGUUUUGCUUUGCUUCAAUGGUUUUUGGUCUCUAGGGUGAAGCUCUCAUCACAGGAUUCAAGCAAUGGAUAUAAACAAAAACUGAUUGAAUCUGAUGAAGAAGAAGAGGGUAUUAACAAUCUUGAGAUUUCCAUCAAGUGUACUGAGAUUCAACAUGCCAUUUCUGUUGGUGCAACCUCUUUCCUCUUUACUGAAUACAAGUAUCUUGGUAUCUUCAUGUGUGUAUUUGGUGCUAUCAUAUUCCUCUUCCUUGGUUCAGUUAAGGGCUUCAGCACCAAAAGCGAACCAUGCACAUACAGCCAGGGAAACACUUGCAAACCAGCCCUGGCAAAUGCCAUCUUUAGCACAAUUGCUUUCUUGCUGGGGGCUCUUACUUCAGUCCUCUCAGGUUAUCUAGGGAUGAAGAUUGCAACUUAUGCCAAUGCCAGAACAACAUUAGAAGCAAGGAAAGGUGUUGGCAAGGCAUUUAUAACAGCUUUCCGCUCUGGAGCUGUCAUGGGUUUCCUGCUUGCAGCCAAUGGCCUUUUGGUGCUCUAUGUAUCCAUCAAUUUGUUUAAACUCUACUAUGGUGAUGACUGGGAAGGACUCUAUGAAUCUAUUACUGGUUAUGGUCUAGGUGGUUCUUCUAUGGCCCUGUUUGGAAGAGUUGGGGGAGGAAUAUAUACGAAAGCAGCCGAUGUUGGUGCUGAUCUUGUCGGUAAAGUCGAGCGGAAUAUCCCCGAAGAUGAUCCACGAAAUCCAGCUGUUAUUGCCGAUAAUGUGGGUGAUAAUGUAGGAGACAUUGCUGGAAUGGGAUCUGAUCUAUUUGGUUCUUAUGCUGAAUCAUCAUGUGCUGCUCUUUUUGUUGCAUCCAUAUCAUCCUUUGGUAUCAGCCAUGAGUUUACAGCAAUGUCUUAUCCCUUGCUCAUUAGCUCAAUGGGAAUUGUGGUAUGUUUGAUAACUACACUUUUUGCAACUGAUCUGUUUGAGAUCAAGAAAGUAAGUGACAUCGAACCGUCGUUAAAACGACAACUGCUUAUCUCCACCGUUCUCAUGACUGCCGGGAUUGCUGUCGUUAGCUUCUUUGCAUUGCCAUCAGAAUUCACUCUCUUCAAUUUUGGAACCGAAAAGGAAGUGAAGAAUUGGCACUUAUUCUUCUGUGUUGCUAUCGGAUUGUGGGCUGGACUCAUUAUCGGUUAUACUACAGAAUAUUAUACUAGCAAUGCUUACAGUCCGGUGCAGGAUGUAGCAGAUGCUUGCAGGACAGGAGCUGCAACAAAUGUGAUUUUCGGGUUGGCUCUGGGAUACAAAUCGGUCAUUAUCCCCAUAUUUGCCAUUGCCAUCGCUAUUUACGUGAGCUUUAGCCUGGCUGCAAUGUAUGGAAUCGCGGUGGCCGCUUUGGGGAUGCUCAGCACUAUAGCCACCGGUCUUGCAAUCGAUGCAUAUGGUCCCAUAAGUGACAAUGCUGGCGGUAUUGCAGAAAUGGCCGGAAUGAGUCACAAGAUUCGCGAAAGAACCGAUGCUUUAGACGCUGCAGGAAACACCACUGCAGCUAUUGGGAAGGGUUUCGCAAUCGGAUCGGCAGCCCUUGUUUCACUUGCUUUAUUUGGUGCCUAUGUUAGCAGAGCAGGCAUCAAGACCGUAGAUGUAUUGACACCAAAGGCUUUCAUUGGUCUCAUAGUUGGAGCCAUGCUCCCUUACUGGUUUUCCGCCAUGACAAUGAAAAGUGUCGGAAGCGCAGCUCUCAAAAUGGUCGAAGAGGUUCGUCGGCAAUUCAAUACAAUUCCAGGACUAAUGGAAGGCAGGGUAAAACCAGACUACGCAAACUGCGUCAAGAUAUCAACUGAUGCCUCACUCCGCGAAAUGAUCCCACCCGGCGCACUCGUUAUGCUUACUCCACUUAUAGUAGGAACCCUUUUCGGAGUCGAAACUCUCGCCGGUGUCCUAGCUGGUGCACUAGUUUCCGGUGUCCAGGUUGCCAUCUCAGCUUCAAACACAGGAGGAGCAUGGGAUAAUGCCAAGAAAUACAUUGAGGCGGGUGUUAGCGAACAUGCAAAGUCAUUGGGACCAAAAGGUUCAGAAUGUCACAAGGCAGCAGUGAUAGGAGACACAAUAGGGGAUCCACUGAAAGACACUUCAGGUCCAUCACUAAACAUCCUCAUCAAGCUCAUGGCUGUUGAAUCUUUGGUCUUUGCUCCUUUCUUCGCCGCUCAUGGAGGCUUUCUUUUCAAAUUCAUCUAAAUUUCAAGCUCCUUUUAACAAUACAUACAUGCAUGCAUGCAUAUAUAUAUAUAUAUCAACAGUAGAGUUGUAAGUUAGAGGAUAUGGGGAACUUUUGUAUUAAGAAUAAGAUAUGUAAAGGAAAGUCAGGCCUUGCUUUUAA